Molecule: messenger RNA, 774 nt
Organism: Sphaeroforma arctica JP610
Lineage: Eukaryota; Ichthyosporea; Ichthyophonida
Exons: 1
Coding region: 1-774 (257 amino acids)
Source: RefSeq, a predicted model, not a curated record
AUGGAACGGGACACAAGAGAGGCUCUCCUCGAGGCGUUCAAGAACGCACAAAUCGCAGGGUUGGACGAGAGUUGGAACCUUACAGGGUUUCAUAAGGUACCAUCUUACUUCAAGGCGGAGAAGUCAACACUGGACUACAUCCGCGACAAUUCUGAACGGUUGAAGACAUGGACACCUCAGCUACAGAUCGAACAGAUCUGUUCGCACGAAACACAAGCCACUGUCGAUCCCGCGUUUUGCAAGUUAGCCAAGGGCCAAAGUCGGAACAUGCACACUCCUCUUAUGGAACAAAUGACACAGCUCAUGGAGAACCACAGGAGGGCACGUGAACGGUGCCAGACAGAUGCCGACUUCCAACAGAAUUUAUUGAACCACUGCAUUGUGCAGCUGUUAGAAGAAGAUCUCAACGGCCGUACGUAUGAACGUACUCUACAGUUGCAUCCCAAAUGGCAACUGAUGGAGACACACGAGCUUAUACAGCUGUUGAGCCCUGACAUUCAGGAUGCACAGCAACGUACGACAGCACGUCUCCAGAGUCGCAACAGCCGCGAGGGCCCGACAACCAAUGGAAGUCGUGACUACACCAAUAACCGCCCCAACCUACAGACGAAUAAACGACAAACGCAGAAUUGGACUCAACGGUCCCAACCUACGGUACCAACGACUUGUGCGGGGUGCCAGGCACAAGCGCCACCAGGUGGUAGGCACAUCCCACGGUGUCAUCAUUUCAGGGCGUCGCAAGCGGUGAGCGCGGAGGGUCGGCCAAGGCUAUAG